This is a messenger RNA of Rasamsonia emersonii CBS 393.64, 480 nucleotides long. RefSeq lists its product as uncharacterized. NCBI's taxonomy places the organism in Eukaryota, Fungi, Ascomycota, Eurotiomycetes, Eurotiales, Trichocomaceae. Gene Ontology annotation, cellular component: box H/ACA snoRNP complex. Gene Ontology annotation, biological process: snoRNA guided rRNA pseudouridine synthesis; ribosome biogenesis. Gene Ontology annotation, molecular function: box H/ACA snoRNA binding. The record is from RefSeq and is a predicted model, not a curated record. The transcript is spliced from 4 exons. Bases 1 to 480 code for a protein of 159 amino acids.
AUGGGCAAGUUCCUGCAUGCUUGCGAGGGAGAGAUGGUCUGCGAAUCGAUUAAUCCGAAGAUUCCGUAUUUCAACGCGCCAAUCUACCUGGAGAACAAAACCCCUAUCGGCAAGGUUGAUGAGGUUCUCGGUCCGAUCAAUCAGGUCUACUUCACCGUCAAACCUCAAGAAGGAAUCGUCGCGAGUUCAUUCAAGGCUGGCGAUAAGUUCUACAUUGGAGGAGAUAAGCUGCUGCCUAUAGAGAAGUUUUUGCCCAAGCCGAAGCCCCCGCCAGGUGCUGUUACUAAACCUAAGAAGCCUGCUGGUGCAGGUAAAGGAGCCCGCGGUGGCAGAGGAGCAGCAAGAGGUGGUGCCCGAGGCGGACGAGGAGGAGCAAGAGGCCGGGGAGGAGCAGCUAGAGGCGGCGGCCGCGGCGGAAGCGGCGGCUUCUCGAGGGGAGCAUCUAGAGGAGGUCGUGGCGGUUCCAGAGGACGUGGUUAG